AUGGCGAACUCGUUAGACCAUCUCACCAACAGGAUGAAGCUCGAGUGGCAUUCCCAGCUGGAUACGGAGUACAAGCCAGCCAAUAACUACCGCCGCACUUCUAUCAUUUGCACCAUUGGUCCAAAGACAAACUCAGUUGAGAAAAUUAACAUGCUACGUGAAGCUGGUCUCAAUGUUGUCCGCAUGAACUUCUCCCAUGGAACUCACGAGUACCACAAAUCUGUCAUUGACAACGCCAGAGAAGCUGAACGCAUCCUAGCUGGCCGUCCACUCGCAAUUGCUCUCGAUACCAAAGGACCCGAGAUUCGUACCGGCAACACUCCUGGUGACAAGGAUAUUCCCAUCAAGGAGGGAACGGAACUGAACAUCACAACUGAUGAUAAAUAUGCCACCUGCAGCGAUGACAAGAACAUACGACGGCGUCUCUCAUCGAAGUCUCGAUAUGUCGACGAAAAGACCCUGCGCGUCAAGUGUCUGAACAAUGGCAACAUCUCAUCCAAGAAGGGUGUCAACCUGCCCGGAACCGACGUCGAUCUCCCUGCACUGUCCGAAAAGGACAAGCAGGAUCUCAAGUUCGGUGUCGAGAACGGCGUUGACAUGAUCUUUGCCUCCUUUAUCCGUCACGGAAGUGACAUCAAGCACAUCCGCGAAGUCCUGGGCGAGGCCGGCAAGGAGAUCCAGAUCAUCGCCAAGAUCGAAAACCAGCAAGGAAUGAACAACUUUGACGAGAUUCUGAAAGAGACUGACGGUGUCAUGGUUGCUCGCGGUGAUCUCGGCAUCGAAAUCCCCGCCGCAAAGGUCUUUAUUGCCCAGAAGAUGAUGAUUGCCAAGUGCAAUAUCAAGGGCAAGCCAGUCAUUUGCGCCACUCAGAUGCUGGAGUCAAUGACUUACAACCCACGCCCAACCCGCGCAGAGGUAUCUGACGUUGCCAAUGCUGUGCUAGACGGUGCAGACUGCGUCAUGUUGUCCGGCGAGACUGCCAAGGGUAACUAUCCCAAGGAAGCCGUGGCGAUGAUGCACGACACCUGUCUUCUCGCCGAAGUCGCAAUCCCAUACGUCAGCGUGUUCGAUGAACUGCGCAACCUUGCUCCCAGGCCAGCAGAUACUCUAGAAUCCAUUGCCAUGGCGGCUGUCUCUGCCAGUCUGGAACUGAACGCGAGCGCCAUCUUGGUCCUCACCACUUCCGGAAACACUGCUCGCCUGCUAUCCAAGUACCGUCCAGUCUGCCCUAUUAUCAUGGUCACGCGCAACCCCAGAGCCGCACGAUACUCCCAUCUAUACCGUGGCGUGUACCCCUUCAUCUUCAACGAGCCCAAGCCCGACUAUAACGUCACUGAAUGGCAGAAGAACGUCGACCUCCGUCUCAAAUGGGGUAUUGCUCAGGCCAUCGAGCUCAAGGUCAUUUCCAAGGGCACCUCGGUGGUCUGCGUUCAAGGCUGGCGUGGCGGCCAGGGCCACACCAACACCAUCCGUAUCGUCCCCGCCGAACCCAGACCAUCUCGGCCUCGUUUAAGCAACGAACCACGAAAAAAAAAAUCAGAGAGAGAGAGAGAGAGAGAGACGGGAUAUGGGGUAAAUAGCUCUCUUUCUGGAUGA
Molecule: messenger RNA, 1596 nt
Organism: Nannizzia gypsea CBS 118893
Lineage: Eukaryota; Fungi; Ascomycota; Eurotiomycetes; Onygenales; Arthrodermataceae
Product: pyruvate kinase
Exons: 8
Coding region: 1-1596 (531 amino acids)
Biological process (GO): glycolytic process
Cellular component (GO): cytoplasm
Molecular function (GO): pyruvate kinase activity; magnesium ion binding; potassium ion binding
Source: RefSeq, a predicted model, not a curated record